This is a messenger RNA of Nomascus leucogenys (northern white-cheeked gibbon), 907 nucleotides long. RefSeq names its product ubiquitin conjugating enzyme E2 T (gene UBE2T). The record is from RefSeq and is a predicted model, not a curated record. Lineage: Eukaryota; Metazoa; Chordata; Mammalia; Primates; Hylobatidae.
GUCCGAGGUCGCGCAGGCGCUGGUACCUCGUUGGUCCGCGCGUUGCUGCAUGGUGAGGGGUGUCAGCUAAGUGCAUCCCAGGCAGCUCUUAGUGUGGAGCAGUGAACUGUGUGUGGUUCCUUCUACUUGGGGAUCAUGCAGAGAGCUUCACGUCUGAAGAGAGAGCUGCACAUGUUAGCCACAGAGCCACCCCCAGGCAUCACAUGUUGGCAAGAUAAAGACCAAAUGGAUGAUCUGCGAGCUCAAAUAUUAGGUGGAGCCAACACACCUUAUGAGAAAGGUGUUUUUAAGCUAGAAGUUAUCAUUCCUGAGAGGUACCCAUUUGAACCUCCUCAGAUCCGAUUUCUCACUCCAAUUUAUCAUCCAAACAUUGAUUCUGCUGGAAGGAUUUGUCUGGAUGUUCUCAAAUUGCCACCAAAAGGUGCUUGGAGACCAUCCCUCAACAUUGCAACUGUGUUGACCUCUAUUCAGCUGCUCAUGUCAGAACCCAACCCUGAUGACCCGCUCAUGGCUGACAUAUCCUCAGAAUUUAAAUAUAAUAAGCCAGUCUUCCUCAAGAAUGCCAGACAGUGGACAGAGAAGCAUGCAAGACAGAAACAAAAGGCUGAUGAGGAAGAGAUGGUUGAUAAUCUACCAGAGGCUGGCGACUCCAGAGUAUACAACUCAACACAGAAAAGGAAGGCCAGUCAGCUAGUAGGCAUAGAAAAGAAAUUUCAUCCUGAUGUUUAGGGGACUUGUCCUGGUUCAUCUCAGUUAAUGUGUUAUUUGCCAAGGUGAUCUAAGUUGCCUACCUUGAAUUUUUUUUUUAAUAUAUUUGAUGACAUAAUUUUUGUGUAGUUUAUUUAUCUUGUACAUAUGUAUUUUGAAAUCUUUUAAACCUGAAAAAUAAAUAGUCAUUUAAUGUUGA